AUGCAACAGCAUUAUCAAGAUGCUAUGGCUAUAAUGAGACAUGUUGGUAGACCGGAUUUAUUCAUAACAAUGACAUGUAAUCCAAAAUGGAUAGAAUUACAAACAGUUUUAGAAAAUUUUCCGCCUGGUACUACACCAAAUGAUAUUCCAAUUAUAACAGUACGAUUAUUUUAUGCCAAAUUUUUGUCAUUAUUAGAUAAUAUCGAAAAUAAAAAUUUAUUUGGAAGGGUAAAGGCAUGGGUUUAUACUAUAGAAUUUCAAAAAAGAGGAUUGCCUCAUGCUCAUCUUUUAGUAACUUUACAUCCGCAUGAUAAAUUAAAAACACCUGAACAGAUAGAUAAACAUAUAUCUGCUGAAAUAUCUAAAGAUGAAAAUUUGAGAAAAUUAGUUUUAGAUCAUCAAUUACAUGGCCCACAUACUGAAACAUCGCCUUGUAUUCAGAAAGGAAAAGUAAAAUGUACUAAAAAUUAUCCUAAAAAUUUUCAAGAAGUAACGACGUUACAAAAUAACGGAUAUCCAUUAUAUAAACGAUGUAAUAACGUAACUGAUAAUAAUGUAUAUCGAACACAAUAUAGUGAUAAAAUUAUAGAGACUGAUAAUUCUAUGGUUGUGCCAUAUAAUGCUUUCUUAUUAAGAAAAUAUAGAUGUCAUAUCAACGUUGAAUAUUGUGCAUCUAUUGAAAGUGUUAAAUAUAUUUAUGAUUAUAUACACAAAGGAGGAGAUAGAGCACGAUGUAAGGUGCAAAAACAAAAUUAUCAAAAUGAACCAAAAUGUAAUGAUCAAUUAGGAAAUGAUGAAGACGAAAAAAUAAUUUAUAAUGAAAUUGAUACAUUUAUUGACGGAAGAUACUUAAGCGCGAUGGAAUCAGCUUGGAUGUUAUGUGGGUUGCCUUUAUGUGAUAGGAGUCAUAGUGUUGAACGAUUAGCUGUUCAUACAGAAAAUCAGCAAAAAAUAGUUUUUGAAGAAACUAAAGAAAUUGAAGCCUUGUCAAAAUUCGAGACUACUUUAACAGCAUGGUUUGAAUUAAAUAAGAAUAAUGAUUUUGCACGUAAAAUUGAAUAUGUUAAUAUUGUAAAAUAUUUUAACUUUAAAGAUAAAAAAUUGGUAAAACGAGUUCGUAAACAACGAUAUCCAACGAUUGGCAGAAUAGGGAUCGUACAUCCUAAAGAUAUUGAAAGAUAUCAUUUGAAACUAAUAUUAAAUAGAAGUAAAGGGGCAACUUCUUUCAAGGAUUUACGAACUUACAAGAAAAAAAUUUAUAAAACUUAUAGAGAAGUUGCUAUUGCAAUGGAGUUAGUAGAUAACGAUAAAAUGAUUUAUAAUACAUUUGAUGAAGCAUGUACAAUUAUGAUGCCAUAUCAAUUGAGGAAUUAUUUUGUAAAUCUUUUAUUAACUGAAAAUUUCGAAGCCAAUUUGAUUUGGGAAAAAUAUAAAAAUUAUUUUAGUGAAGAUUUUCACGACAACAAAGAAAACCGAGCUUUAUUUGACAUUGAAAAAUUACUAUCGAAAGAAGGUUUUUCUUGUGAAAGUUUAGGUUUGCCAAAACCAUAA
Molecule: messenger RNA, 1551 nt
Organism: Phymastichus coffea
Lineage: Eukaryota; Metazoa; Arthropoda; Insecta; Hymenoptera; Eulophidae
Exons: 1
Coding region: 1-1551 (516 amino acids)
Source: RefSeq, a predicted model, not a curated record